UAGUUCUAGAGGCACCCGAGCUGCCUGGCUGGCCCCGGAACUGCGAACUACAGCUCCCAGGCCUUCUCUAAGCCCCUACCAUCCAGGCUCAAAGCCACAAACCAGUAGGAGGUGGCUGUAUUGUAUCUAUUGUAUCCCUAUUGGUGCAUUUUUUUUUUUUACGAUUCUCUGACGUGAAAUUGAGAGUGAAAAGCAUGGCAGAUGAACAAGAAAUCAUGUGCAAAUUGGAAAGCAUUAAAGAGAUCAGGAACAAGACUCUGCAGAUGGAAAAGAUCAAGGCCCGUUUGAAGGCUGAGUUCGAGGCUCUGGAGUCUGAAGAGAGGCACCUAAAAGAAUACAAACAGGAGAUGGACCUCCUGCUACAGGAGAAGAUGGCUCAUGUGGAGGAACUCAGACUGAUCCAUGCUGAUAUCAAUGUGAUGGAAAACACCAUUAAACAGUCUGAAAAUGACUUAAACAAGCUGCUAGAGUCAACCCGGAGGCUUCAUGAUGAAUAUAAACCACUGAAAGAACACGUGGAUGCCCUGCGCAUGACGUUGGGCCUGCAAAGGCUUCCUGACUUAUGUGAAGAGGAAGAGAAACUCUCCUUGGAUUACUUCGAGAAGCAGAAAGCAGAAUGGCAGACAGAACCUCAAGAACCCCCCAUACCCGAAUCCCUUGCCGCUGCAGCUGCUGCCGCUCAACAACUCCAAGUGGCCAGGAAGCAGGACACGCGGCAGACAGCCACCUUCAGGCAGCAGCCUCCGCCUAUGAAGGCCUGUUUGUCAUGCCACCAACAGAUUCAUCGAAAUGCGCCUAUAUGUCCUCUUUGCAAAGCCAAGAGUCGGUCACGGAACCCCAAAAAGCCAAAACGGAAGCAAGAUGAAUGAAGAGCAGGUGAAGGGGUAGACCUCUGUUGGUCAUAAACCCUCUCUUUGGUCAGAGUGAUAAAUGUUCUGAUUUUUUUUAAUAUCCCUUCCUUAUCCCUACUGAGUCUUCUAUUUAAUUUGUUGGAAGAAUAACCCCUUACUCUUUGCUCUUAUUUCUUUCUGUUCUUGGAAUUUGUGGUUAAGAACAGCUGUGCUUUGGGUGCUAAUCACUGGCUCAUGACCCUCUCUCUUCCAUUCCCAUUUCUUUUACUGCCCCAGUUUGGAACUGAAUGAGGGGUAAAAGGCCCUAGUUGAUUCUCCCUUUUGUUCUUGAGGACUGGAGCCUACUGAGCUGUAGGUAUAAGGACUGGAGGAGCUCCAUGUCUUACUUUGGGAAAAGGCUUCAGUGACUUCCUUCCCUCUAUUUUUGCUUUAGGUUCUGAAGGGACAACAACUUUAUUUUUGAUGAGCUUCCCAAUGGGCUGAAUGCAUAUAUCUCCCCCAAUAUUCAAGUCAUCAUUAAAAUCCAGAGGUAACUUAGAUGAGUGUUCAUUUUAUAUAAAAUUGUGAGGCCCUUGUGUUAAUCUAUAGUUCCAAGUCUUCCAGUUAUACCGAAGUUCUUACAUACCAGACAGGGCAUCUUUGGAAUUGCAAGAACUGUGGGUCUUUCCCCAUACUGCUAAUCUUUGCAAACCAGUAGACAUUUCCUAUAGUGAAAUUAAGGACCAAGGCUCAUGCUACAAGAGUCACCUGAUUCACUGCCUAAAAUACUAGGUCUUAUUGCUGUGGUAUAGGAAUUAUCUUGGACUGAGGAACCCUAAGCUGACUUUAGCUUUGGAUUUUGUUCAAAAACAUUACUCUAAUACCUGCCCAAUGGGCUAUCAUUGUGAGGAUAGAAAGGGCUACAGUGUUACAUGAAUGCCAAUCAUUGUAUACAUGUAAGUGGGUAGGACUUUUGCUUUUAUAUUCUUUCCUCCUUUUGUCUUCUGUGAGGUAGCUUCAGGUUAGGACAGUUGGUCACUCCUUUUCUGUGGGUUAUAUUGGUGACCUUUUAUUUUCCCCAAAGAAAAGACACUUCAGCUCUUCAAGCCCCACAGCUCAUUCAUUCCUUGAUCAAAGCUAAGCCUCCUAGUCAUGUCUUAGAUCUACAGGAUAAAAAUCUAGGGCUGAUUGAUGAAAAAGAAUUAGGCUCCAGGUCUCUAUCCUGGCUGGGGAGAACAGGAGAGAUUUAUCCUAUUUUUCUUUUUAACUUUUUGGUUUGUGUUACCAUAUUAUAUGUUCAAAACAUCAAUGAUUUCUCUGCCCUUUGAAAGUAAAACUGUUAUGUUUCCAUAAAUCCUUUUAAAUAAAUGUUCAUUUGUUGGAAUAAAUGCUAA
This is a messenger RNA of Rattus rattus (black rat), 2224 nucleotides long. RefSeq names its product zinc finger C4H2-type containing (gene Zc4h2). Gene Ontology annotation, biological process: positive regulation of neuron differentiation. The transcript is spliced from 5 exons. The record is from RefSeq and is a predicted model, not a curated record. Bases 195 to 869 code for a protein of 224 amino acids. Gene Ontology annotation, cellular component: nucleus. NCBI's taxonomy places the organism in Eukaryota, Metazoa, Chordata, Mammalia, Rodentia, Muridae.